AAGGCCUAAACCUUGUACGUGUAGUUUGUCAUAUACGAAACUAAGCAUUAUAUAAGGGGAAAAAAAAAAACAUUUCCGCUGUCGUUUAAAAGAGUGCGCGAUACAUUAAUCACGUGAUUGUAACUGGCCGUGAACCUGCUUCCAAGUUUCCGCAAUCAUGGAGGCUAUAUUAAAUGAAGUCGUUUGUCCAGAUGAUUUAAUGAAAUUUGAGAAAAAAUUUAAUGUGGAGCAGACUCGAGGCUCUGUAUCAAAGAAUACCCAGUUUGAGUAUGCUUGGUGUCUGAUCCGCAGCAAAUACCAGAAUGAUAUUAAAAAAGGAAUGCUGCUGUUGGAAGGAGUACGAAAGAGCUCUCAAAUAUAUUCGUUCACUUUUAAAGAAUGAGCCAGACAACAAGCAAGCCCUAGAGAUGGAAACCUUGAUAAAGAAAGCAAUGCAGAAAGAUGGUCUAGUCGGUAUGGCAAUCGUGGGAGGAGUGGCCCUGGGAGUGGCUGGGUUAGCAGGCUUAAUCGGAUUGGCUGUUUCCAAAGCUAAAUAAUCAGUUUUAUUUUAGUAUGGCACACAACUGCACCAGAUUGGAAUGUCAAGAUAUUCCAAAAGAUUAAGCUACAAGAACGAACGUUUAGUUCUGGAUCACUGGGUGCCUUCAUAAUUUCAGCUGAAAACCAAUUUGAUGUCAUUUGUUCUGUUUACCUUCCUUACGCACUAAGGUCUGAUUUAACACAAUGUCCUAGAACUAAACUAGUGCCACUGAAAGAAGUGUAAAAUUUGUGAAUAUGAUUACCUAUUAAUGAAAUGCAUUUGGUUUAUUUUAACUACUGUUUCUACAGAACAUGUUCCACAAAGUAUUUUUUGUUGAUUACUUUGCAGUGUAUGAAUCCCUAGUGCCAUAUUUCUUACGUUCACACUUGGUAUGUUCUGUCAGCUUAAAAUCAAAGCAUUGGCAUACCAAGAGCAUGCCUAUUGAAAGAACACUAUUUCAUUUUUUGACAGCUAACAGGAGGGCAUACUUUUGACAUAGCUGUUGAUGCAGCUGUUUACAGUGAGCCACUUAGCUGUAUGUGUAGGAAAACAGCUAACAUAUUUUCUGUUCUGCAGAACAAGAUGGCAGAGCUUUAACUGCCCUGGUUUUCUGUUGCAUACCUAACUGGUAAUUUUGAGGACUUUGCAACCAGACCAAAAAGAUACAGUCUGAAAUAUUUGAAGAUAGACAAAUUUGAGAGUUUCUUCACAGAAGUCCUGCAAGUGAAUACAUAAAAAGGGGGAAAUUAAUUUAAAAAAUUGCUGCCUUUUCUCUCUUCCUACUUACCCAACAUACUGUGGUUAUGGUACUCAACUAAGUACAGAACAUUGAAGUAACAAGUGAAGAGAGUGCAACUAGAUUUUACUAACCUUUGACCAAACUGCAUGAGUCAUGCUGUUUCUUGUCUGUAUUCAGUUUUGAUUUAAGUUAAACAGCUUUUAAGUGUUUACUGUAGGAGAAAUGUAUUGAAACCUUUGCUAGCAAAGUGCAUGAAGCAAGUUUUAGAAAUGGCCAGAAAUUGUGUGUGAUGUAUUUAUUGCACAGUUCCUGUUAUACAUGUAGUUCAUCACACUUCUAUGGACAUUUCAGUACUGCUAGCAGAUAAUUUUCUGUACCAAGGGCCAUUUUGAGAUGAGGAUAAGGUCUGACAGAACUGGUAAACUGCAGCAGUUGCAUGCUGGAUGUUGGGGGAAGAUGUCUUUGGUACAGUGGCUUUGUUGAUAGUUGUGUGCUUGUGUAACACAAUUAACAGAUGCAAUGGUUUAAGAUCUUCAGUCAUAUACUGUUUAAAUAUUGUCAUCAUAGUUUAUUUUCUUGAUGUCCAUAAACAAAAGAGUUGGGAGGUGGUAUUGUAGGAAUGGAUAUGAUUACAUUUAAAAAAUGUUUAUACCUAAUGGAAUUAAUGGCAUUUAGAAGCCCUGUAUUACCAUACCCUUUUAUGAUAUAUAUUAAAAAAUGUACAUUAAGAAGGAAGAAUGUAGCACA
This is a messenger RNA of Protopterus annectens (West African lungfish), 2006 nucleotides long. It is a transcript of the gene FIS1, whose product is annotated as fission, mitochondrial 1. Gene Ontology annotation, cellular component: peroxisomal membrane; mitochondrial outer membrane. Gene Ontology annotation, molecular function: protein binding. Gene Ontology annotation, biological process: mitochondrial fragmentation involved in apoptotic process; peroxisome fission; mitochondrial fission. Lineage: Eukaryota; Metazoa; Chordata; Ceratodontiformes; Protopteridae. The record is from RefSeq and is a predicted model, not a curated record.